Molecule: messenger RNA, 1437 nt
Organism: Durusdinium trenchii
Lineage: Eukaryota; Dinophyceae; Suessiales; Symbiodiniaceae
Source: the annotation of a GenBank genome assembly
UGGCUCAAAGACCCGGGGUGCCAAGGUGCUCACUUGGGCCCUUAUUUGUACCGUGUUGCAGGCGUAGGGGUUUUGCCAGGCAUUUCGAUACGCCAAAGAUGGAACAAGCGCCGGCCAUGAGCCAGGAACAGCAAAAUCUGGCCGCGAUGAUGUGGCAAUCCAUGGCAAUGGGCUCCCCAAUGCCACCAAUGCCUGGCAUGCCCAACAUGCCAAUGCCGUGGGCAAGUCCACCUCCACCGGUUGUCUCUCCAUGGUUGACGGUACGAGUCGAUGGGCUCAAAUUCGAGUAUCAGCUGACAGAGGACGAUGUACGCAAGGUUUUCUCGCGCUACGGCGAUGUUGUCUUGGUGAAAAUGGACCGAGAGGGGACUACUUCGCAGGUUCAAUUUGCGCAGCCCCACCAAGCGAUGGCAGCUCAACAUGAUUUGGAUAAAAAGCAGCUUGCAGGUAUGUCUGGGGCAUACUUGACUGUGGAGUUUGCCUAUCCUCAAGGAUACAAUGCUGUACCUCCAGCACCGGACCCUCAACUGCUGCAGCACAUGGCGGCAGCAUCGAAUCCAUUCAUGAACCCGAUGAUGCCUCCUGGACCAGGUUAUCAAAUGCCCACGAUGCCCCCUGCCACAACGAGCCCAUCUCAGUCUGCUGCAGGCCAGCCAAAGAAGUUCACCUGCAAACUUGAAGUGGGUAUUGAGAACGAGGGUGAGUUUCGCGUUGGCAGCAGGGUGAUCCAAAUUGCGCGAUCCAUUUGGCAGGAUCCGAAGUUUCAAGAACACGGCGGGAAGACCAGGCUGCGUGGCAAAGGUAUUGGUGGGCCCCACGAGGGAGAUGAGCCUUUGGCACUUUGCAUUUCUUGUCGGGACCAGGCAGCUUUUGACAAGGCAGUGCAAUACGCUGAAACGCAGUUGCAGAAGGUUCACGCAGACUACAAGGCCUUUUGCCACCAGCAUGGGAAACCGAUUCCUGAGUUGGAGGUGAAGAUCUCCAAGAAAGGCACAUUCGGGCCGGAGAUUCCAGCAAAACCAUCGCCGCUACCUGGAUCUGGAUCUUUUGUUGGGAAUCGGGGCGAGCGGCCAGCUGGCGCUCCCUCAGAUGAGGAGAUCGAGCGACUCAUUGAAGAACGCAAUGAUGCACGAAAAGCUGCCAACUUUAAGAAGGCAGAUGAAGUCCGGGAGCAUCUGAGGCAGCGAGGAGUUGUGCUUAUGGAUGAGAAAGGUGCGAAGGGAACCUUUAAAGGUUGGUUAAUCUCCGAGACCACGGGCGACGGGUGGUGGAAAUUAUAUUUGGGGUGGCGGGUGGCUGGGUGAUUCCGCUGAUAAUUAUUGCUGCGGAAUGAGCUGGCAGUGUUUGCUGGCCGGAUACUUCUUGCAGCGUUGGCACAGAAGGGUUUGUUUUGCUUUCUGUUCCGUGCCGUUUUUCCAACAGAAUCGCUGGAGAAAA